Molecule: messenger RNA, 5984 nt
Organism: Oncorhynchus masou masou (cherry salmon)
Lineage: Eukaryota; Metazoa; Chordata; Actinopteri; Salmoniformes; Salmonidae
Product: E3 ubiquitin-protein ligase MARCHF7-like
Exons: 12
Coding region: 2832-5240 (802 amino acids)
Molecular function (GO): zinc ion binding
Source: RefSeq, a predicted model, not a curated record
GUGUGCUGCGUUUGCACGAAAGUAGCACCUUAUCAGUGAUAUUUCUAGCUAUAGCCAGCGACAUUGUUUUACAUUUUAAUUUGGCAACGAUUAAAUUGAUUCCUUUGAUAUAAGAAAUGGAUUAGCUAGCUUCUUAACGUUAUGUCAGGACAUAUGAUCAACAACAGCAGCAUUAAAAAAAAUAGGCCUACUUACCGUUUGCUAUUUAACGUUAACUAGCUAAACCACCAAGAUUAUCUUAUCGCAUUCACUGUCUUUUGUGUCCCGUAAAUGUUAUAUUUGUGGAUAUGACUGACAUGUCCUCAAUCGAGUGGUUUCUAGUUCUAGGAUGGUAAUUAGCAACUGUAGCCCUAGCAUGCUUUGUGGUCGUGGGCUGACGUUAGCUAGCUAUUUAGCCAAGUAGGUAACGUUAGCUAGCAAGCUGUUUUUCUUUAUCCAUGUUGAACUUCGAAGCCGUGCCAACAACACGUUUGGGUGACUAGCUGGCCCCAGACAGUGUGGCUUUGAGAUCAUGCAUGUUUCAUGCUUACAUGUCCAUGAGUAUUGUUAACGGUAGGUAGCUAGCUGACGAGCUCAUUCGACAUUGGUCAGCAAAAGGUAACGUGAACUCUUUCUUGGAAACUGCCAGACAUUUUGACAGGUCGUUCAGGUUAUUUGGGUAGCCUUUUAGUGACAGCAGUCAGCUAACGUUAGCCAUGAAGCUAUCGUUGGCUAGCUUGCAAUUCAUGACUGAGAUGCUAAGGUGUCACUGGUUUGCUCAACUGUUGCGUUAAUAAGACUUGUCUUGUUCUCUAUCUAUGCAAAGGUACCUAAACUAUAGUUUAUUGCUGCAAAUCUGGUAGAUGGAGAAGGAAAAAUAACUGGCCUUGACUGGUAGAGGAAAAAACAACUAAUGCAUUCAUGGGCUUGUCUGAAUCAGGAAGAGCAGCCAAGCCACAUUCUCAAAACAAAAUGUGGUUUUGAAAAAAACUAAACUUCUGAUGCCGAAUUUAAAAUUCACUCUUUCAGCUUUGCAGAGCUUGACCGAACGUGUUACUAUUGUGCCAAUAAAUAUUAACAGUAGAGAAACACGUUUAGUUAUCUUGUGUGCAGAUUAUCAGCCUUACCUAGGCCUCUGCCACAUCUCAAAUACAAGCAACAGAGCUUGACCUGUCAUCAAAACAACUUCCCUCAUGUACACUCUGCAUUCCUGGUGGUUAAGUUUAGCACCACACAUGCCCCAUGAGUGUGAUUGAGACAAGCCACAAUCGCACUGGGUUAAAUUAUAAUGUAUUAAAAUAGUAUUUCUAAGCCACAACUGUAGGCUACCAAAGGGGAGAGCCUAGGUGCAAUACAAAAUAAACAUUUGAAGUUUACUGUUAGGAACCUUUCUCAAACAGUUGAGUGGGUGGGGCUUUGUAAGGAGAUGGACAGGUUUCUUCCCUCUGGUUCUCCUAUCCCCAUAUGGGUGCUGUGAUCCAUGUAAACCAGAGGAAUGCACCUUUUUAAUAAAUUACCCUGCAGUGACUCUUGCGUGGUGCAAGGCCUGACCUGGCCUGCACAGCCCCCCUGCUGCUCUGUCAUUCCUCAGGAAAUGUCACCAUCAAAUGGCUGUGAUGUGUGUACCAAAUGGCACCCUAAUGCCUAUGUAGUGCACUGAUUAGGGUGCCAUUUGGGAUGCAUUAACAGUGAUCCAAGGACAGGUGUGGGGGUUCGAUGCCAAGAAGAAGCUGCUGCUUCUGAACAGUUUGACUGUGUCUUGUACACUGUCACCCUUCUGCUGCCUCAGCGAACAGCCAACCCCUUCUCCUGACUGUUGGGUUAUUAUCAGAUUUGGAGAUUCCCUGACUCUUCAGUCUGGUCUUUACGAUUGCAGUUUCAAAACACCGCAAGGUCUAUCUCGUCGUAGCUUGUUGUCGUUAAAUCACAUUUAGCCUAGCCUUAGGGUUGGGUGGAACCAGCACCGAAGGUUUUAGCAAUAAGUAAUGUAGGGUUGGGUCACGACAUUGAACUCCUAUUGACUUAUGUAUAUUGAUAUGGAGUACUGGAGACCAAUGGUUCCCACUUUAUUUAUUUUAAGUAACCCAGGAAGGUUACUUACUCAAAGGUUGUAAUAGGAGAAUGGACAAGGUGCAGUUUUGAAAUUGUGUAGUGCGUAAUCAGUUUUCCUCUUGUCAUUGCAUACUUAAUAUGUUGUGAAAUCUGUUUUGUUAAUGUAUUGUAAUGUUAAAAAAAAAGAGUGACUGCUGCCUCCCGAGUGACGCAGUGCGAGAGGUGUCACUACAGACCCGGGUUUGAUCCCGGGCUGUAUCACAACCGCCCGUGCUCGGGAGUCCUGUCAGGCGGUGCACAAUUGGCCCAGCGUCGUCCGGGUUAGGGGAGGGUUUGGCCGGGGCAGCUUGACUUGGCUCAUCGCGCCGCCUUUAUGUGGGCCGGGCGCCUGCAGGCUGACCGCGGUUGUCAGGUGAACAGUGUUUCCUCCGACACAUUGCUGCGGCUGGCUUCCGGGUUAAUCAGGUGAGUGUUAAGAAUAGAGGUCAACCGAUUUUAUGAUACAGAUUAUUGGAGGACCAAAAAAGCCGAUACCGAUUAAUCGGACAAUUUUUUAAAAAUGUAAUUUAUUUGUAGUAAAGACAAUUACAACAAUACUGAAUACUUUAACUUAAUAUAAUACAUCAAUAAAAUCAAUUUAGCAUCAAAUAAAUAAUGCAACGUGUUCAACAUGGUUUAAAUAAUGCAAAAACAAAGUGUUGAAGAAAGUAAAAGUGCAAUAUGUGUUAUGUAAGAAAGCUAACGUUUAAGUUCCUUGCUCAGAACAUGAGAACAUAUGAAAGCUGGUGGUUCCUUUUAACAUGAGUCUUCAAUAUUCCCAGGAACACAACGAUAACAGCCACCCUCGAAGCAGCGUUACCCAUGCAGAGCAAGGGGAACAACCACUCCAAGGCUCAGACCAGUCAGUGAUGGAUUCCAAGCCUCGUCGGCUGCCCUUUACGGUGUCCAGCACCACGUCGUCUUAUUCUUCAUCCUCUUCCCCCUCCUCCCUGGGAUCCAGCAGACUCUAUGGAAGAACCAGUGUCCUGAACAGUGAUCGAUUCACCAGGGCCACACCCCUUAAACCUGACCUCGACCACCAGAGCUCUCGGUUCCUCAGCUCGACCAGAGACUACAGUAGCUCUGACAGCCGCCACUCCAGCUGGAAAUCCCCUCUGACCACCACCUCGGUCUCCUACGAUCGCUCCUGGGCCGAGUCCUCACUGAGCAGCCGCAGCAAACUGACUGAUUCAGAGCGAAGACUGGGGACGUACUCAGGACUUCUCAGCAACACAACUGAUGAUGGGGUUUCCAAACGGGUCAAACUGUCCUAUACCAACAGAGCUGCAUAUACAAGAAGCCCCUCCUCCUCUGUGACUGGCUCCUCCUACUCCAGCAGUAUCCUCAGAGACUCUGAUUCGUCGUCGUGGAAGUCGUACCGGCCACUGUCCAGGUUGUCGUCUUCUUCCUCCUCAGAGCCCCAGUGGUCCAGAAGGGAGCUGGAGAAGAGGACUGAGGGGAGGAGUCUGUCUAGUGAGGCUGACACCAGCUAUAGGAGCACUGGACUCAGCUCAUCCCUGUACCGGCCAGACCGUGUGACCUCCACCUAUGCCCAGGGUGCUCGGCCCAAGGAGACCCUCUACUCUUCCUCUAGCAGGGAGAGCAGCUCCCUCAGCCGCCACCUCUCUUCCACUUACCAGCGCUUCCCACUGGCCAGGGACUCCACCACCUCCCGGACCACCGGCCACUCCCUGACCACCUCUACCCUCCGCACCACCAAGGAACCCACUGAGAGCCCAGCGCUCACUCUCGGAGCCUCUGUCUCCUCUCGCCCCUCAUCUUGGUACACAACCCCCUCAGCAAGACGGGAGGCUCGGGACUCCAGCCCCCCUCCCUCCGCGCCAACCACCACCCCCGGGACAACCCCAGAGGGUGGCGAGGAAUCCGAUGGACGUCGCUCCACCCGCCGUCUCCUCUCCCGCCUCUUCUCUCGGCGCUCCAGCCAGGACUCCAGUAGCUCCAGCUCCACCUCCCGCUCCUUCGACUCGGCCGAGGACAGCCCUGUCGUUGAAGGCCCCAGCCACACACCCGUGGCUACCAGCGAGGAGAGCGUCCGGCCCGUGAGCGUGGAACCCGUUCCCAGAGGCUCUGACGCGGCUCAGGCCUUUGCCUUCUUGAGGCGUCGCAGACAGGGCCUGUCCCCGGUCCAGGAGGGUCAGACCCAGCGUGGCCUGGAGGCCUGGAGAGGGGGCAGCACCAGUGGUGUUGGAAGUAGUACUUCAGAUUCCUCCUGGCUGUCGUCUUCCAUCCAGACCCGCUGCACUCCUCUCCUCUCCCGCCGUAGAAGAGAAGGACGGGAUGAAAGCGCUCUCCUGGCAUCCGGCGCCGACGAGGAUUACCGUGGUACCCAGUUCCCCCUCAGGAGGAGAGACUCCUCCGAGGCCGAGGAUGAUGAGGAGGAAGACGAAGAGGAAGUUGCAGCAGCAGCCUCGGGGGCGAUGGGCGCUAGCGUGGCCCUACAGGAGGAGUCGAGAGACAUGGCGGGGAGUAGUCAGCGUUUGGCGAGGUUCAUGAGCAGCCCGCUGUUCCGCGUCCACGACAACGUGAUGAUCGCCGUGGACAUGACGGGCGCCGCCAGGAGCCAACCGGAGGGCCAGGAGAAGCCCACCUCCUCCAGAGACCCUGAGAGACUGAGGAAGAUCCAGGAGAGCCUGCUGUUAGAGGACUCUGACGAGGAGGAAGGGGACCUGUGUCGUAUUUGCCAAAUGGGUGAGGAGUCUCCCUCCAACCCUCUGAUCGAGCCCUGCCGCUGCACAGGCAGCCUGCAGUAUGUUCACCAGGACUGCAUCAAGAAGUGGCUGCGUUCCAAAAUCAGCUCUGGCACGAAUCUGGAUGCCAUCACCACAUGUGAGCUGUGCAAAGAAAAGCUGCACCUGAACAUUGACAACUUUGACAUCAACGAGCUACACAGGACACAUGAGAAGUCUGAGUACGAGUUCAUCAGCUGUGGCCUUUACCUGGUGGUGUUGCUUCACCUGUGUGAGCAGAGGUUCUCUGAUGUGCUAGGAGCUGCCAACGACGCCGGGUUUUUCAACCUGGCGAGGACCCUUCACGAACACAUGGACAAUCUUGAAAGCUCUUACGGGGAAUCAGACGAAGAGGUGGUUGAUACCCGGCCGUCAAUCGAUUUCUGUGACCUCGAUGAAGACCUGGAAGAGGAGUACAAUUGACCGAAGGGGAUAAGGAAAAAUAGAUGGGGGGGGGGGAAGAAUUGAAGGAGUUUCCAGCUAGUAGCAACCCAUUCUGUUUCACCUCGUGUGAUUUUACUGAGUGCAAAGGCUUGUGAGAUUUUCUUUAAAGCCAAUGCCAAGUAGAUGGGAAGUCACUCGUGACGUAGAGGUGACGAUGUCAUAGAUAUGCAGACUGACUUUGAAGUGGACCGAGGUGAAGAAAUGCUUUAUACCCCCCCCCCUGUUAAUUUCCCCUUCCUUUAGGUGUCCAGAUUUGAGCUUUAUUCUGUUAAAUGCAAGAUGUCUUUUUGAACUGAUACCACGAGUGCUUUAAAUAUUUCCUGUUCUACAACAGCAGAUCCGGCCACCGUGGUGAUAUGUUGUGUCAAAAGCAGAUCCGGCCACCGUGGUGAUAUGUUGUGUCAAAAGCAGAUCCGGCCACCGUGGUGAUAUGUUGUGUCAAAAGCAGAUCCGGCCACCGUGGUGAUAUGUUGUGUCAAAAGAAAUUGAAAAAGCUCCCGAACAACACUGGUUCAUUAGUUUAGCAGGUUGGGAGAAAGGAAAGGGCUCUGUUAAGGGAAGAAUAUCAAAAAGUGGCAAAUUAUUCCCUUUACUGUUUACAGCUCAAUAAUUGACAGUUUGUUCUGUUUUUGUCUGUUUUCAAUGUUUGCGGUAUGAAAAUGCUAUUUUGCUUGGCUCUGAAACUUGUUUUCAUUUAAUUAUUGCAAUAAAGUUUUGAAUGUA